This is a messenger RNA of Cornus florida, 1389 nucleotides long. Its product is annotated as deSI-like protein At4g17486. The record is from RefSeq and is a predicted model, not a curated record. Gene Ontology annotation, biological process: protein deubiquitination. The transcript is spliced from 4 exons. Gene Ontology annotation, molecular function: deubiquitinase activity. Bases 311 to 1048 code for a protein of 245 amino acids. NCBI's taxonomy places the organism in Eukaryota, Viridiplantae, Streptophyta, Magnoliopsida, Cornales, Cornaceae.
CAGAAGUGACAUGUGUUCAACACACAGAUUUUUUUUCCUCUCACCUUUAAAUCCCAAAGAUUUUCUCUUUCCAUUUCUAUCUUUUUCUUUUUCGGGGCUUUGAAAUUAACAGUGGUUUUCAGUACACAACUCUGAAAGUAUAUGUUAGAACAAUGUGGUUUCAGGUGUUCUUUCUGGUGUGAGAAUGGCGGGUUUCAUUGCAUUUUGGUUGUGAGUCAAUUCAUCUCAUGAUCUGAUGGGUGUUUUCUCCAAUUUGGUUGGGACUAAGCAAUGAUUGAUUCCUAGUUUCACACAGUUACACCCUUACGACAUGAAACCAAGAUCAAAGAGUGGGUGGAGCUCAAUCAUGCCUCUUCAUUUGUCAAUCCCCUGUUGUAUGUUCCCAAAAGUGAAUUCAGCAAGCUCUAGUCCAGGAAGAACACCUGUUUAUCUUAAUGUGUAUGACUUGACACCCAUCAAUGGCUAUUUCUAUUGGGCAGGCCUUGGUGUUUUCCACACUGGGGUGGAAGUUAACGGUGUGGAAUAUGCUUUUGGAGUCCAUGACCACCCAACAACUGGAGUCUUUGAGGUUGAACCUCGGAAAUGCCCUAACUUCAAGUUUAGAAAGUCAAUAUUCAUGGGAACAACAAACUUGGACCCUAUCCAGUUCAGAGAAUUCAUGGUGUAUCAGUCUGCAAACUACAAUGGCGACACAUAUCACAUGGUUGUGAAGAAUUGCAAUCAUUUCUGUGAGGAUAUGUGUUACAAGCUGACCGGGAACCAGAUUCCAAAAUGGGUAAAUCGACUAGCAAGAAUAGGUUCAUCCUGCAACUGCAUACUCCCGGGGUCCCUUAAAGCUUCUGCCGUUCAACGUGAUCCAAAAUUCCAAGGCUAUGACAGUGAAAAGAAGAGACUGAGAAGCUCCUUCAGUUGUUUGUCAUCCAUUUCAAUGCAUCAGCAGAAGAGGGAAGUAUCAAUAUCUUCAUUGAUCCUACACUCCCAUUAUAAAGGCUGCCUACCACCAUGGGAGUUAAAAAAUUCAAGAAAUGAGUCCUUGACGGACGUGUAAGAAGACUGUCAUAUUCGUAACCUGAUACUUCUCCAAGUCUCUCUCUCAACCAGGAGCUAAUCUUUCGUCAUCCAUGAAACUCAUCUGAAUGACAGCGCUAGAGUUGCAUCUUCAAUUUAUAGAUUUUUUCUUUCUUAUGAUUGUCACAUGAUGCUUGUUGUCUUUGUAAGAUAGUCCUAUGAUUCUAGUGGUUUACAGCUUUGGAUGUGCAAGCUCAUGUUGUCAUAGCAGAAGCAGAACCUAGUAAAAAAUGCUGCAUUGCUCAAAAAAUUGUCAUUGAGGUCUUGUGUUCCUUGGUACUCUUGUCUUUUGAAAAAAAAAAUUUAGAUUUUGCAUUUGUU